Messenger RNA from Rotaria sp. Silwood1, 954 nucleotides. The record is from the annotation of a GenBank genome assembly. NCBI's taxonomy places the organism in Eukaryota, Metazoa, Rotifera, Eurotatoria, Philodinida, Philodinidae.
AUGAAACUUAUGGAUGGAAAUGAUCUGUAUGAUUCUUGUUCGAUAACCUUAAGUUCAGAUGGUUUAAUUAUUCGAAAUGUUAUACCAUCGCAUGCUUGUCGAAGUUCAGCUUAUCAAUUUUGUUGUAAUCAAGAUCUUUGUAAUUUUCUUCCUUCACCGCCAUUACCAGCAUUUACUACACUCACAUGUGCUAUUAAUGACUGUCGGAUGAAUAAUAAUCAAUGUAACAAUUCAAAUGAUUCUGUUAUCUAUCGAAGUAGUGCUACUGAAUCAUGUAUUAGAAUUCAUCGUGAUAUUGUUUACAAAUCAUAUCAAAUAGGUUGUUCACCUAAAACUACUGCAAUUACAUCAUUAACUGGUGAAUUGAUAUCUGAAAAUUUAUUUUGUUGUAAUUAUCCCAAAUGUAAUCAACGAAUUUUUCCACCAGGUGAAGCUAUUCGUUGUUAUACAUGUGAUUCACGUAUAACUGGUUUGAAAGAUUGUAUGAUAUUGAAUACAUCUAGUUCACAUGUUUAUAAUUCUGCAUCAUCGAAUCCAUCGGAAUCGUGUGCUAUGAUUGUUGGUCAAACAGGAAAAGAUCUUAUGACUGGACGCAAUUAUCCAGCUUUUACGAUACGUACUUUUAUUAAUAAUUGUAUUAAUCAAUCGUUAGGUAAUGUAACAUAUGGUGGUGCUACUUUUCAAGGUCGUAUUGAUUGUUGUUCGACUUCUCUUUGUAAUAUACAUCCUUUGUAUAUUAAUUUAACAUCGUCAACAAUAAAAUCAAAACGUGUUUUUUCUACUUCAAAAGUUAUUGUAUCUACUUUGAUUAUAUGUCUUGGAUUCAUUUUUAUUAUCAUCGGUAUUUCAUUAUCAAUAUAUCGAUUUCAUCUGAACAAAUCAUAUCAUUGUUAUACUCCAGGAAUUUUUAGUGAUGGUUCAACAACAUUAUUUUUAUCAUCACGUUUAAAUUAA